AUGGAUCCAAAGAAAGGCUCGGAGCACGUCGAGAUGGGUGGCUAUUCGGUGCCGAAUGAUGACUUUGGCUUCACGCAGCGGCAGCAACGGCAGAUCGUUCACAAGAUUGACCGAAGACUCAUCACCGGUCUUGGGUUGUUGUUUGGUGUUAGUCUCAUGGACCGCACCAAUUUAGGAAAUGCGUCAAUUGCAGGGAUGCAGAAGGAUCUUGCAUUGAAUAUCGAGUCAAGAUAUUCUCUCAUUGUCUUGAUAUUCUUCGUCCCGUAUGUCCUCUUUCAACUGCCGAGCUCUAUCAUCGUCCGCAAAUUAGGUCCCCGACAAUUUCUUGCUGGAAUCACCUUCUUAUGGGGUGUCGUGAUGCUAUGCUUUGGCUUUGUACAUGAUUGGAAGGUCAUGAUGGGCCUGCGCAUCAUCCUCGGAGCCUUUGAAGCAGGGCUCUUCCCAGGAGCUAUUUACCUCCUCUCUCUGUGGUACCGUCGCUAUGAUGUGCACAAACGUUACUCUUCCUUCUACCUGAUCAGUACCGUUGGGGCUUCACUUUCUGGUGUUCUCGCAUAUGGUUUCAUGCAAAUGGCUGGCCUCGGAGGUCUCAAUGCCUGGCAAUGGAUUUUUGUCAUGGAAGGCCUUCUCACCUGCAUCCUGGCUGUUUUUGGCUACAUACUUAUCAUCAGCUUCCCACAGGAUGCACACAAAGCGCACAAUUUCCUGUCGCAGCGAGAGAUUGACUUUGUCCUGCAUCAGAUUGAUAGGGAUCAGCAUGAUGUAGAAGACGAGCAUUUUAGUUGGUCUGCAUUCUUGAAACCUGGGCUUGAGCUGAAGGUCUGGGCCUUUGCGAUGAUCUUUUUAUGCAGUACUGUGGUCGCUUACUCGCUGGCCUUCUUCAUGCCCAUCAUUCUCUCCAGCAGACUCGGGUUCAGUGUCGGAAUUGCGCAAGUCCUUAGUACGCCACCGUAUUUCUUUGCUGGUAUCAUUAUGUACACCCAAGGCUGGCUGGGUGAUAAAUGGCGUUGCCGAAGCCCCUUCAUUGUGUGGAACGCAUUGCAGAACAUGGUUGGCUUGUGCCUACUAGAGUGGGCACGCUCUCCGGGAGUGCAAUACCUCGGUAUCUUCCUCGUGUGCGCUGGCUGCAACGCGACUGUGCCUGCUGUCUUGGCAUGGCAGGCGAACAAUAUUCGCGGCCAGUGGAAGCGAGCCUUCUGCAGUGCUAGUAUGAUUACUUUUGGCGGCACGGGUGGUAUUAUUGGAGCGCUUGUUUUUCGGUCUCAGGAUGCGCCGGAGUAUUUUGUUGGAGUCGUGGCUUCAAUUGUUUGCAAUGUCGUUAUCUUAACCGUCGCUGGGAUCCUUGUCGCAUACAUGCAUCAUGCGAAUCGAAAGGCUAAGCGAGGCACACUGGAAAUCGAAGGAUUGGCGGGAUUUUACUAUACGCUGUGA
Messenger RNA from Penicillium canariense, 1431 nucleotides. RefSeq names its product phthalate transporter. NCBI's taxonomy places the organism in Eukaryota, Fungi, Ascomycota, Eurotiomycetes, Eurotiales, Aspergillaceae. The record is from RefSeq and is a predicted model, not a curated record. The coding region runs from base 1 to 1431 and encodes 476 amino acids. Gene Ontology annotation, molecular function: transmembrane transporter activity. The transcript has 7 exons. Gene Ontology annotation, biological process: transmembrane transport. Gene Ontology annotation, cellular component: membrane.